ACUUUAUGACAAGACAGAAAUGCGUCUUUGCAGUUGAUUCGCGAGUUCCAUAGUGACUAGUCGCUUGAAGUAAAUUGGUGGAAAGAGAGACGAGUAAAAAAACAUACUUUUGACUAGUUGAGUGAAAUGUUCUUAUACUUAGAUUCAAGAUAAUCAAUUCGGAUAAUAAUCGGAAAUAAUUAUUUCAAUUAAAGGAAUUAAAAAUUAGAAAGCAACACGAAAUUAUUAUUUUUCUAUCAAAAUUAUACAUAUAAACUAUUAGGAAAUGAGAAUAUAUCAAGCAAAUUAAUCAGUGUUUUCAUUUGUCAUUCAUGAGCAUUACGAUAAAGAAGCCUAAUCGCAUAACAGUUUUUCUUGGUUCUUCCAAAUAUAUAAAAGUAAUACCGGAACUUUAUUUACAUCCGUCAUCGCUAUGGCUGCAAUUAUACAAGAAAUCAUGGAUAGAUAUAAAUAUAUUAACGAAAAUCUGGCAGAUCCACGUACCAAAGAUUACUUAAUGAUAGGCACGCCAUGGCCUUGCUUAGCUCUGCUUGGAUUUUAUAUAUAUUUUAUUUAUAAUCUUGGACCGAGACUUAUGGAGAGGAGACAACCUUUCAAACUGAAUAGGAUAUUGCAAAUAUAUAAUCUUUCACAAAUUUUAAUAAACGCAUAUAUAUUUUAUAGAGCAUUAGAAUUGGCGUGGUUUCGUGACUACAGUUAUUUUUGUCAGCCUAUUGAUUAUUCAUACACACCAAAGGCCAUAGAGAUCACAAGAACAAUGUGGCUGUAUUUCCUGGUUAAAAUAUUGGAUUUGUUGGAGACAUUUUUUUUCGUACUCAGGAAGAAACAGAAUCAAAUCAGCUUUCUUCAUGUAUAUCAUCAUGUGGGUAUGGUAAUGGGUACUUGGGGUGCUACAAAAUAUCUUCCUGGCGGUCAUGUUACUUUCUUAGGAUUGGUCAAUACAUUUGUACAUGCAAUAAUGUACACCCAUUAUCUACUAUCGUCUAUGAAAAUAGAUACAAGCUCGUUUAAGAAAUACAUCACUCAAUUGCAAUUGGUUCAAUUUUUCCUGAUCAUUUUACACUACGCACAAUUAGCCUGGGUGGAAGAUUGCGGGUUCCCGUUUUGGCCAGCAUACAUUAUGAUACCACAGAAUUUCUUCAUGAUUAUAUUAUUUGGAGAAUUUUAUUAUAAAACGUAUAUUAAAAAACAGCCAGCUGUUAGAGUGGUAUCGAAUAAGACGGAAACAAAUGGCACAAUUCCCGUUGAAGUCUCGAAAGAAAAAUCAAAAGAUCAAUGAAUUCGAAAUGUAUUGUUUAGUAUUUUUCUCCCUUUCUUUCUCUUUCUCUUUAGAUAUAUAUUUUUUUUAUUUUUAGCACUAAUAUUAAUGUGCUUCUUAGAAUUUAAACAGUUUUUCAUUGAACAUAUCCUAUUAUUACUCUUAAUUCUUUAUUGUGAUAAACUGAUUAUUAAUGAUUGUUAGAGGCAAUUAUUUCAACAUAUCUAAAAAAAUACAUCGUAAAGUGUAGUCUUUUGAUAUCCGAAAUUACAGAAUUUUUUCUAUAAAAUUAGCUACGUUUAUGAGUUAUAUAAUGUAACAAUCAGUUAAUCAAUUUCUCUUUAUAUAUUUAAUCUCUUGCUCUAAUAUUAAAUUUUCUAAUUAAUGUCUGAAAUAAUAUAAGCAAUAAGAAUGUGCACAUACAGUUAUAAAAACUUUAUUAUUAUUCUUUUGCCAUAAAAAUAUGCACCUCACGUUUUAUUUAAGGCCAUUCUUCAAUCACACUUAUGUACUUUGCAUUUGUUCAACUAUUUCUGUAUAAUAAGAACGAUACGUUUGAUGUAAUACUUACUCUUUCUCUAUACUUGAAAUAACGCUAAAGUUUUAAGUUCAAAAUAACAGAAUAUCACUGUAAAUUUUUAAAAUAAUUUUUAUUUUAGAAAAUUAAAUUCAGGUUUUAAGUGACUUAAGAUAACAAUUACAAUAUCGGAAAUAUUCUUUUGAAAAAAACUUUAAUAUUGAUGUAAUUGAAACACUGUUAUUAUCAGCGAUAUCAUUUAUACACAUAAUCACUAUA
This is a messenger RNA of Nylanderia fulva, 2054 nucleotides long. Its product is annotated as very long chain fatty acid elongase 7. Gene Ontology annotation, biological process: sphingolipid biosynthetic process; fatty acid elongation, monounsaturated fatty acid; fatty acid elongation, saturated fatty acid. Gene Ontology annotation, molecular function: fatty acid elongase activity. The record is from RefSeq and is a predicted model, not a curated record. NCBI's taxonomy places the organism in Eukaryota, Metazoa, Arthropoda, Insecta, Hymenoptera, Formicidae. Gene Ontology annotation, cellular component: endoplasmic reticulum membrane.